GGUCUGUCACCGCCCAGACAGCCACAUCGAUCUAACAACCGAACCGAUUGUCUUCAUCCCGUUCUGACAAGUCUCUUCCGCGUCUCAGGUCCCACACGUUCAUCUUCAACGCUUGUAUAUCGCUAUGUUUGGACUUCCUGUCUGUCACAGCGACUUCCGCAGAUGGAUUGCGUAGUGACUGAAAGGGCGUGCGUUCAUGCACGAAUCCGCACUCAUCAGGAAAAAAAGGGAGUGUCGGCGCAUAAAGCAACGCCAAACAGCCUUAAAGAUUCAUAAGUGAUUGCUUUGGACAUCCCCAACUUCCUACCUUUGUAGAGGUUCCAAGUCCACACUCAGAAUGAGUUGCAUGGAGCAAGGCGAUGCUGGGAAGUUUCUCGAGAGGUUUCUGGAGGAUUUUCCAAACCCGCUUGGGACGGAGGACCCGCUUCCCGUCACUCCACUUAGCCGCAGAGUCUCUAUGCAGGAGGUGAAGGGAGAGAGUCUGGAUCUUGGCCUCCGACUGCUCUCAGCCAGAAAUGCCCCAUCCUGGCUGGGUGCAGCGAUGUGCAAUGCUGCUGUCACUGAACUGCUUAAAGAUGACCUUUCACCUCACUUCUGCCCCAAAGAUCCUGAACAGCAACCAGAAGAUGAACAGGAAGUUGUUUUGUUGCAGUCUGAGCCAUUGCAGCGCCUCUUUAUUAAUAAAUUGAGAGAGAUGUGUUUGGCCUGGCAGAAACAGCUGCCCAGUCCCGAGUCGUCCUCUUCACGGACACACAGCUGCUCUUUUCACGCCAUUCGAAACACUCGUAGGAAGAUGGAGGAUCGUCACAUAAUCCUGAAAGAAUUUAACCAGCUUCUGGGACUGCAGGAUGGAGUGGAUCGAGAGUAUUACGCUGUGUUUGAUGGACACGGAGGGGUGGAUGCUGCCACAUACGCUGCCACUCACCUGCAUAUUGUACUCAGCCAGCAGGAGGCACUAAAAAGCGAUGCUGCCACAGCCUUCAAAAGCUCCUUCAUGCAAACAGAUGACAUGUUCAAGAUUAAAGCCAAGAGAGAGCGUCUGCGCAGCGGCAGCACUGGUGUGGUGGCCUUACUGACCUCUGAUCGCCUGACCGUCUCCUGGCUGGGUGACUCUCAAGCUAUGCUGGUUCAACAGGGAGAACCAGUGACCCUAGAUGAGAAGAAAAGAAUUGAGGAUCUGGGUGGAUGCAUCACUUUCAAUGGCUGUUGGCGGGUAAAUGGUACCUACGCCGUUUCCAGAGCAAUAGGUGAUUUUGAUCAGAAGCCGUACGUCUCUAACGAAGCUGAUAGCUCCUCGAUCCAGCUGAAUGGACAUGAAGAUUACAUUCUGCUUGCUUGUGACGGCUUCUUUGACGUGGUCCAGCCUGGGGACGUCCCGGGGCUGGUCCUGGAGGCUCUGAGGGAGGCCGGAGGCUCGGGGGACGAUGUGGCCCAGACUCUGGUGGCCCAUGCUAAAGCUGCUGGAUCCACUGAUAACAUCACAGUUCUUUUGGUGUUCCUCAAAGAUCCGCAACAACUUUUGACCUACGAGACAAGUUCCAGAGCAGAGCCAGGAAGAGCUACGGCUGCAGCCACAGGGAUCUGAAAGGUGUUAAUAGGAAGAAAUUGUCCAUGAAAGAAGCAAAUCAGAGGACCAAGACCAUCUGAUGGUCUGUUCAUCAUCUGGAAUGAUAUUUUAAAGAGUUGUUGAAUAUGCAAUUAUUGAAGUCAUCCAAAACGAGUCCAGUCAUGCAUUCAGAAGAAAGCUUCGAACGCAGGUGAAAGGCGUUUCCUCGUUUGUUUUUUCCAAGAAUGUCUGAUCCCUGGUCAUUUAUUAACUCUCUUUGUUGCUAUGUUUGAACUUGCCUUCAUUUUUAAACAACAUGUUUCCAUUUUUUAACUAUUUGCCUUGUUUUUACCAGCUUAUAUACAUUUACUGGUGCUCAAAGGGAUAGUUACGUGAAAAAUUAAAAUCCUGUCAUCAUUUACACACCCUCGUGUCAUUCCAAAAUAGUAUGGUUUUAUUUUUUUGUGUGGAACAUAAUAGAUAUUUUGUUUGUUGAAAAAUAUUGGUAACUAAACCGUUCCAGUUCCCAUCAACGUCCACUCUAUGGACAAAAAAUACAAUGGAAGUCAAUGCCAAAACUCUUCAAAAUAUCUUCUGCUGUGUCCAACAGAAAAAAAAGAAAAAGAAAUGCAUACAGGUUGAAAUGACAAAAGGGUGAGUAAUUGAUGACAGAAUUUUAAUUUGAUCUCUAUAAUAUCUCAUAAAAAAUGUAGUACCUUAGAGAUACGCGUAAAGCAAAUGCAAAUAUUUUUCAGAGCGUACUUUGUUGGUUGCGCUCCCUAUUUGAUACGACUGUUACAGUGCAUAGGAAACUGAUGUGAAUAGUCUACAGUAUUACAUUGCAUUUCAGACCACAGCAGCUUCAAUAAUGAAAUACCCGACUAUAAGGCCUUCAGCUCUGUCAGCAGGUGUACUAAUUCAGUGUUGUAGGUGGUUAGUAUUUUUAAGACUGUUAUUUAUUUUAUAAAAAAAGUAUUUAUGGCUGUACUCUCUUUCAUGUGCCAAAACUGUAUUUACGAGCCUGACUUUGCCAAUAUCGUCUCUCUGUGGCUGCAGCUUUUCACAAAGCAGUUUUUCGAAAUGUACAGUAAACCUUUAUUUAUGCAUAUAAUUUCUUAUUCGUUUUGUUACAGUGCCUUUUCUCCCAAAUCUCAGUGUUAAUACUGGCGUGUUGGUGUUAUAUUAUCAUAGCCAGACUUUGCAAACCGCAUGUCCUGCAUGCUGCAAGCUGUCUCACAUUACGGCCGCUCAAUAUUUUUGAAAGCCUCGUGACGAGUAGCUGAUAUAGUAGCACAGUCACUAUAAUGUGAUAAGGCCAAGAAUAUCGCUAACCUAAUGGAUAGUGAAUGAGGAAGGUGAAGACAGAGCGAUGAGAUGUUGAUUUGGUGUUUGUAUGGGGAAAAUGUCUCGUUUGGUUCAGUCCAAUGCAUUCUAUAUUUUAAUAAAAGAGUGUAAGAUUUAUAUCUUUAAUGUAUGUAUUAAAGUAUACAUUAUUAUGUUUGUGACAGUGGCAUCUUAAAGUCUGAGGCCAUUG
This is a messenger RNA of Cyprinus carpio (common carp), 3080 nucleotides long. RefSeq names its product protein phosphatase 1F-like. Gene Ontology annotation, molecular function: protein serine/threonine phosphatase activity; cation binding. Gene Ontology annotation, cellular component: cytosol. The transcript has 8 exons. Lineage: Eukaryota; Metazoa; Chordata; Actinopteri; Cypriniformes; Cyprinidae. Gene Ontology annotation, biological process: protein dephosphorylation; negative regulation of protein kinase activity. The record is from RefSeq and is a predicted model, not a curated record. The coding region runs from base 338 to 1585 and encodes 415 amino acids.